This is a messenger RNA of Ylistrum balloti, 4105 nucleotides long. Its product is annotated as sushi domain-containing protein 2-like. Gene Ontology annotation, biological process: cell-matrix adhesion. The record is from RefSeq and is a predicted model, not a curated record. The transcript is spliced from 18 exons. Bases 463 to 3663 code for a protein of 1066 amino acids. Lineage: Eukaryota; Metazoa; Mollusca; Bivalvia; Pectinida; Pectinidae.
AUGUGUCCAGAAUGGAGUAUCACGUUAUUUUAUGAGUCCUACGACGAGCACACUAGAUGGAAAGUAAAUACUCACUCCAGUCUAUACACCUUGCCAGCUGUCAACCGGUGAAUAAACAAGACACACCCAUUUAUUUCUAUCAUCUACACUGGAUGACCUAGAUUCUGACGUAGAUUCACGCCUGUAUGGUAUGGAUACACACACACACACGACACAUACGGAGGGUCGGAGUGUACUGUAGGAGCUAGUCAGCUGAUAGUCUCAUACAUGUGCCGAAUAGUAGUUCAUAUAUUACAAUGUGAAUCUAGAUUACUCUGAACAAGGUAACAUGGCGAUUUUCUAUCGAAUCGGAAAUAUCUAGGGUCCAAUGCUGGUUUGGUUUAAAUACAGAAAUGUGCUCGGUAACCCGCUCGGCAGGAUGUGACACUAACAUCUUCCAACCAAUGCUGUUUGGGAAAUAUAAUGUGUUCAAAUGUGGGGCCAUGCCAUUGGUAUAGUGUUGGAAUUCUGUUGGUCACUUUCACAUUAACGUUUUACCCUGUGUCGUCGAACGUAGCCCUAUCCGACUUUUAUCCAUUUGGAGAAAUAAAUGGUGACACCGCCAAUAAACAGGAUGACGACGGUGGAUCUGAUAAAAUACCUCUCUCGGUGAAUUACACAUUUUAUGGAUUGGAUUAUACAUCACUUUACGUUAAUAAUAAUGGUCUGUUGACAUUUAAAAAGGAAAAGAAGACCUAUAAACCUCAAAGUUUUCCUCUCAAUGACAACACGUCCGUGAUAGCCAUUUUCUGGGCCGACAUAGACAUACAACGGGAAGGUGGAAAUGUGACGUACAGACAGACAACGGACGCCAGUCUUCUGAGAAGGGCAACAGAACAAGUGCGGAAGUAUUUCUUUUUGAGGAAAGAAUUUACGUGGAUGUUGAUUGCCACGUGGUAUGAAGUUGGAUUCUACGGAGCUUCCAACUCUGGCGAGCUAAAGAAAAACACCUUUCAGCUAGUGCUGGCUACGAACGAGGAGAAAUCGUUCGUGUUUUUUCUUUAUAACAAACUUCAGUGGACAACGGGAUCUAACAGCCGUGGAAACUCUUCCACGGGACUCGGAGGAAAUCCUGCUCAGGUCGGAUUUAAUUCAGAGGACAGAGUGAGUUACUUUACAGUGGAGGGAGCACAGACUGAUGCAGUCAUCAAUCUAACACGAACCAGUAACGUGGACGAGCCGGGGAUAUGGAUCUUUGGUGUAUCUGGUUCCGUGAUUAGAGAUGUACACUGUAACCAUGAUGUUCAAAUCGAAAUUGUGCCAAACACGGGAUUCAUGUUCGGCGGCGAGGAAUUAUAUGUCACAGGUCCGUGUUUCCAAUCGGAUCUCAAUGUUAUGGCGCGUAUUGUGCAAACGAACACAACAUUUCAAUGUGCAGUGAUUAACUUUGUAUCAGCCAAGUGCGUGUUGCCGCCUAUAUUCAGAACAGGGGAGGUAACACUGAAGUUAAAUCCUUAUGGCAUAAGCUGGAAUUAUUCUACUGUUCUGCAAAUAAAUAACGUAGCAACAAUGACGCCAAAGGUAGUCCGAAAGGAAAUCAACCAAUGGAUCGUCGGCAACAAGGUCGAGAUCUAUUGGAACUCAACAAGUCUUUCAUCUAGUCAGAAUAUGACUGUAGAACUGAUGGGGUAUCAGUAUAAUAACGGCACGCCGAACUUUACAAUAAUUAAUCCAUUGGAUGUCGACGGAAGUUUAAACUCAUUUGUAUUGCCGGAAUCCCUGAUGUCAUUCCAGACCGCCGCUGUUCGUGUCCGGGAGAAGUAUCCUGUGCCUGGGAGUUUACCGGCGGCGGUGUGGUCCGAUGUUUUCCCGGUACGAGUUAAUGCCAACUGGUCCUCAUUAAUGUGUAGUACCUGGAAUGUUACGGACAACCUCUUGCCAAGCAUUAGUAGUAACAAUCUAUCAUGUCCAAGCAUUGCUAAACAAGCGUCACGGGACACGGGACGGUUCGCAUCUGAUCCCCUUUGUAGAUUGGACAAUUUAAAUAAAUCUACAAAUUGUAUUUACAAACCUGGUGCUGUUCAAUGCUUUUUACGGAUUCUGCAAAGUGAAUCGAGUACCGGUGUGUCGUGUUGUUAUGAUGAUUCUGGGGAUUUAAUUGACAUUCGUGACAGUAAUGGAGGCGGGAGCUCAUUACGCUAUACUGUGCGAUCUCAGAAAGACGGCGCAGUGCCUUAUUUUUCCUUUUUUGAGGACGAUCUCCUCUCUUCAUUACAUUGUUGUCAAUAUUCUGAUUCUACUGACAUGUGCCAAUUAUUUAAAAAGAAACGUCCUCCCGUUACAUAUGAAGGGUAUGAACCACCCAAAGCAGCCCAAGCUGCGGGUGAUCCACAUUUGACCACACUAGACGGGAAAAACUACACAUUUAACGGUCUAGGCGAUUUUAUUUUGGUAGAAGACAUUUCGAAUGGAGUAGUGGUUGAAGUUCGUUCUGUGCAGGCGCAGGAUAUGAAAGGUAACUAUCAGAACGCCAGUAUUUUUUCGGGCGUUGCUAUGACGACAAGGGGAGUGUCUGACGUAAUUGAGGUAUAUAGUGACACCGACACAGUGUCACGGAUCCUGAUCAAUGGUCUCCUUGUCACACAACAAAUAUCUACCUCAGUUACACAGUUCAAAGAUUUAUCAGUAUAUAAAAGUAGGACAGACGAAACGACAGACAAUAUAUUGGUGGUGUUAGAAUCUACAGGUCUGUCUGUAUCCAUGGAUGUGACAUCCGACCUUAUCAACGUCCUUGUCGUGGUUGGGGACGAUCGGAUGAAAGGUCAUCUCCGCGGUCUUCUUGGCAACUACAAUGAUGACCCAAAUGAUGACUUCAUAUCGCGGACAGGAGAGCAACUCGCUGCUAACGCAAACAUGGAAGAUGUUCACUUUAAGUUUGGAAUGACUUGGGAAGUAAUCCAAAACCAGUCAUUAUUUUCAAGUGCUGUUCGUCAAGCAAAUGACUUUAUACCAACGUUCAGUGAUACUGAUGUGUUGCCAGUACGGAAUGGUACUGAGGAAAUGUGUGGGGAAAAUGUACAGUGUCGAUUUGACUUUCAAGUUACCGGGAAUGAAGCUAUAGCCAGAAGUACUGCCAAAUUCAUUGACAAAUUUAAUGUGCUGAAGGAAGAUUUAGUAAAGGUGGUGAGAUGCCCUUACUUAGACACACCUGAGAAUGGUGUGAAAAAUAUCACCGGUUACUUUCCUGGAGCGAACGUUACAUUAGAAUGUCUGCCUGGCUUCGUCGCUCUCAGUGGUGAUCACAGACAGACAUGUAAGGAAAAUGGGAGAUGGUCCGGAACCAGUAUAGUAUGUGCAGAAAAAGUGGUACAGACUGAUGAUGGGCAUUCACAAGAAAUCAUCAUUUACAGCUUAGGAGGUUUUGGUAUUGGUAUUCUCGCCACUAUCAUUGUGAUAUGCUUGAUAUGUCAAUAUCAACGACGAAAACCGAGAAAAAUCAUUGUAGAGGAGGAGUCUACUCCAGUAGAUCUACACAUUAUAUUCCCCCCGUCAAACAUUCCAAGGCCUAUGUUUGAGAAUGAGGAGUUCUUGGAAAUCCUUGAGCAACUGAAUUCCGGAGACGGGUUUAAAAUUCCACGACCAAGUUACGUCGAUCCGCAGAUAUUUGAAGAAUAUUUCUUCUAGUCAGGAAGAUCCUCUGUUUUGAUAAAAAGCUGUCAUUUCAAAACGUAUUUGAAGUCAGUUGCAUGUAUAGAAGCAGAAGUGAAUACAAAGAACAAGGUCCUGUGGAGCUUUUAAUGGACUCUAACAGACAUUCAUUACUCCAAGGACCCAGUGUGAAGUGUUCGGACUCCUUUUAGAGCUUUCUAUUCACAUCUAGUCAUGACAGUGAAGUGCUUUCCACCACAUGUCUGUAGGAUUAGAAUUUCAAUGCUGAUCAAUUCAUAACGGUGCUUUAUCAUGCUCUAAACGUUCAAAAGUAGCUGCUGUCCUGGAUUGCCGAUAAAAGUGUAUAAGCUUUGGUGAAAGCUUACUGAUCAAAAACAUUUCUGUUGAUUAUUUUUAUGGUCUAUGCAUUUCCCAUGAUGAAAAUGCAAUGUUUCAUUAAACACAUCCUUCUACCAUG